AUGCAUUUAGGAUUUGGAACAAUACUGUUGUUACUGACACUAAUAACAUAUUAUUUUAGCCUUGUGAGGAUCUCAUCAGUUAAAGUUAUCUAUAGAGGAUAUCAUUCAGAUUCUAUUGAAUCGGAAGAGGAAAACCAUAUGCUUAAUCGUAACACAAUAGCGAUAAGAAGGUUAUCUGCUAUUUUGAGAAGCAAAAAUUUAAAUACGUAUAUAUUAUCUCCGGAAUCUGGACUUAAAUUAUACAAAAGCAACUACAGCUCCGAUUCUAGAUCUCUUUACCCAGUAAAAAAUUUGGAAAACACCAAAUUUGACUAUAUAUCUCCAUUUAUCUUGAACAGCAGUCUUAAACCAGCAUAUUCGACGAUGAGCAGCUCUUCCACAGUUACGUCGACGCAGGCGGAUACGACGAGUGUAACGCUGAAGCCGGUGAAAAAGUACGUCGAAAUUUUCAGGAAGGACUAUAAGCCGCCCGAGUUCGACGUGCUUAACGUGUACCUGGAGUUCGAGCUGGACGACACGAACACGAAGGUGAAGUCGAAGCUCGUGAUGCGCCGAAGGCCGAACACGCAGCCCGGCAACCUGGUCCUCAACGGGGACGAGCUCACCUGCAACUACGUGGCAGUCGACGGCCUGGAGCUGAAGAACGUGACGGUCUCAGGGUACACGCUCGACGUGGACGGGAACAUGACGGUGCCGAGCACGUUCCUGCCGCCGGACGACUCGAGGACGUUCACAGUGGAGACGCACGUGACGGUGGACCCGAAGCACAACACGAAGCUGCUGGGACUCUACAAGAGCAGCGCCUCAUUCUGCACGCAGUGCGAGCCGCACGGGUUCAGAAGGAUCACGUACUACCUGGACAGGCCGGACGUGCUGAGCACGUUCAAGGUGAAGGUGGUGGCGGACAAGAAGCAGUACCCAGUGCUGCUGAGCAACGGGAACAAGGUGGCAGCAGGACAGCUGGGGUCGAUGCACUUCGCAGAGUUCGAGGACCCGUUCCCGAAGCCGUGCUACCUGUUCGCACUGGUGGCAGGAAACCUGGCCUCGAUCUCGACGACAUUCACGACGAUGAGCGGGAGGAACAUCCUGGUGGAGCUCUCGUCGGAGCCGGAGGACGUGGGAAAGCUGAAGUGGGCGCUGCACAGCGUGGUGAAGGCGAUGAAGUGGGACGAGGAAAAGUACGCGCGCGAGUACGACCUGGACGAGUUCCACGUAUUCGCAGUGCGCGACUUCAACUUCGGAGCCAUGGAAAACAAAGGCCUCAACAUAUUUAACACGGCGCUGCUGCUGGCGGACGUUAACACGACGACGGACAGCGAGUUCGUGAGAAUCAUGAGCGUGGUGGGCCACGAGUACUUCCACAACUGGACGGGAAACAGAGUGACCUGCAGAGACUGGUUCCAGCUGACGCUGAAGGAGGGCCUGACGGUCUACAGAGAAAACCAGUUCUGCGGAGACAUGUCGAGUAAGCUGAGCAACAGAAUUAAGGACGUCCAGUACCUGAUGUCAGUGCAGUUCGCAGAAGACGCAGGACCAAUGUCGCACCCAAUCAGGCCUGAAAGCUACAUAUCGAUGGACAACUUCUACACGGCUACGGUCUACGACAAGGGCUCAUUCGUAAUAGGAAUGUACGAGUCGCUGCUGGGAGAAGAGGGAUUCAGAAAGGGGAUGGACCUGUACUUUAAGAGGCAUGACCUGAGCGCAGUGACGUGCGACGACUUCAGAGCGGCGAUGGCGGACGCGAAUAAAAAGGACCUCACGCAGUUUGAGCGCUGGUACCUGCAGAGCGGGACGCCAGUGGUGGAGGUGGUGAAGGCGGAGAGACAGGGAGAUAAGUACCACCUGGUGCUGAGACAGAGCACGCCGCCGACGCCGAAGCAGCCAGUGAAGCUGCCAUUCCACAUUCCGCUGAGACUGGGCCUCGUCGGAAGGAAGUCGGGCAAGGACCUGCUGGGAAACCUGCUGGUGGAGCUGACGGAGGAGGAGCAGGAGUUCCAGCUGGGCCCAGUGAGCGAGGACUGCGUGCUCUCGCUGAACAGAGGAUUCUCGGCGCCAGUCAAGGUGAAGUUCGAGCAGCCGGACGAAGACCUGCUCUUCCUGAUGCUCUACGACACGGACGGGCUCAACAGGUGGAACGCCUCGCAGUCGCUGGCGACGAAGGUGGUGCUCGACUUCACGAAGAAGCUGGAGGCGCUGACGCCGGAGGAGUACCUCAAGGCCUUCGAGAAGCUGAUGGAGACGGACCUGGAGUACAACGAGAAGGCGCUGUGCAUGAGUCUGCCGGACGUGGACAUUCUGGCCUCGAAGAUGAAGCCGUACGACCCGGGGCUGCUCUACGCGAGUCUGGGCGCGCUCAAGAAGGAGCUGGGCAGAGUCUACCGCCACAACUUCAUGGAGCUCUACAGCCUGCUGACGCUGAAGCCGGGCGCCACGGACGAGCUGACCAAGGAGGACAUGGCGCGGCGCUUCCUGAGGAACACAGUCUUCAGCUACCUCGUGAGCUCGCGCGACAUGGACGCGGUCGACCUGGCGCUCAGGCACUACCGCAGCGCCGCGACCAUGAACGACAAGUACGUCGCCUUCGUGAACCUGAUGCACAUGGACUUCCAGGACAGGAAGGCAAUCGUCGACGACUUCUACGCCUACGCGCGCGGCGACGCGGCGGUCGUGGACAAGUGGUUCAAGGCGCAGGCGGUCUCGGAGCUCGACUCGUGCGUGGACCGCGUGCGCGAGCUCAUGGGCCACGAGGACUUCAUCAUGAGGAACCCGAACCGCUUCAACUCGCUGGUGACGGUGUUCGCGCACGGCGAGAACUUCCACCGCGAGGACGGCGAGGGCUACCGCCUGCUCACCGACGCGGUGCUCGCAGUCGACGAGCUGAACCCGCACGUCUCCGCGCGCUGCUGCACGAAGCUCAUCAAGUACGCGAUGCUGGAGCCGCGGCGGUCCGCGCUGAUGAAGGCGCAGCUCGAGCGCGUCUUCAGGACGCCGAACAUUUCCCCCGACCUCUACGAGAUUGCGAAGAAGGGGCUCGAGUUCGCGUAG
This is a messenger RNA of Theileria orientalis strain Shintoku, 3045 nucleotides long. Its product is annotated as aminopeptidase N. Gene Ontology annotation, molecular function: metallopeptidase activity; aminopeptidase activity; zinc ion binding. The transcript is spliced from 2 exons. Gene Ontology annotation, biological process: proteolysis. Gene Ontology annotation, cellular component: cytoplasm. The record is from RefSeq and is a predicted model, not a curated record. Lineage: Eukaryota; Apicomplexa; Aconoidasida; Piroplasmida; Theileriidae. The coding region runs from base 1 to 3045 and encodes 1014 amino acids.